CCCUGAAGUCAACCUUACCUUCUCCAAAACUACUGGUUUCCUUGUUCGGUUUCCACUCAAAAAGUAGCUGUGGAAUUAGAAAAAGGUCCAACAAAAUACCCUUGUAAUAUAUUUUAGGUACUAUUGGUUUUGAAAAAAAAAAAAACCCCCUUAUAUUUGAGCUCAUCAGUGAUCCCCAGCCGUCAAACGUCAGCGCGCAGGUGACCGUGCCACCACCGGAGACCCUUCUCCUGUGCGAGCGCCGUCGCGACAGCCAAGCUCCUCCACGUGUUGCUCUCUGCCAAAGCUGAUAUGGCAGCGGUAGCAGAAGCAGCAUCGUUGUCAUUUGCAGCAUCAAGGCUGGUUCCUCGCUGCCAAGUGAAAGCUAGCCAGUUGAGUCAAGAUUCCGCUCCCAUUUUAAGCCUUCAGAGUCGGAGUUGGACACAAAGGCCUCAAUUAUCCUUUUCGUCAUCGUCUUCUUCCUGGCCAGGUGCAUCAAUAGAGAGCAAUGACCAUUGUUCCUCUUUUGCACGCACCAAUGCUAUUCGCCAUCUCGUUGGUUCCCUCACCACUACACACGGCCUUCGUUUUGCCGUGGUUGUGGCCAGAUUUAAUGAGAUUGUCACAAAGCCUCUGCUAGAGGGAGCUUUGGCCACUUUCAAGGCCUAUAAUGUUGCAGAAGAGGAUGUUGAUGUUGUAUGGGUUCCUGGUAGUUUCGAAAUUGGUGUAGUUGCAACAAAACUGGGAAAGUCAGGAAGAUAUAAUGCAAUUUUAUGUAUCGGCGCAGUGAUAAGAGGAGAUACAACCCACUAUGAUGCUGUUGCUAAUUCUGCAGCAUCUGGAGUGCUUUCCGCCAGUCUAAAUUCAGGAGUACCAUGUGUAUUUGGUGUUCUGACUUGCGAAGACAUGGAACAGGCUUUAAACCGAGCUGGUGGAAAAUCUGGAAACAAAGGAUCUGAGGCUGCUUUGACAGCUAUUGAGAUGGCAUCUUUGUUCGAGCACCACCUGAAGUAGUAGCGACAUUACUAAACCAGUGGAAAGUAAUCAUGGUUGCCGAUGAGUUGAUUUGUUCUCUUUCGCUAGGUUUUUCUGGUCGACUGACUCUUCUUGUUGUUUUCCUUUUUUAAGUUUUCACCUCAAGUAUAAGUAUACAUUGAAGAAGGUUAUUUGAAACUACUGCUUUUUCCAGAGGAUGCAAAAGAUAAGCGGAAAAAUAAUAAAGAAAGUAGGUUGGAUUUUGGCGGAUCAAGAUUCUCUUUUGUUUUGCUUAGGAUAACCUCGAGCUUUGAAUUAUUUUGAUUUUCCUUUUUAUUCUUCUUCUUCUUCUUCUUCAUUGCUCUUAGUCUUAGGGGGUACAUCUUGUCCUUUCCCCUUCCGCAAGUGAUUUGUCGGUGAGAGAUAUUAGAAUUAUGUUAAAUUUCUUGACAUUAUAUAAGAGUAUGGAAUUUUUUAUGGUUUUAGUUUUUGUUAUGAAAGCACGCUUGAUGACUUGUUUGUGGCCUCAAUUGUGUUUUCCUUGCAGUAAUAAUAAUAAUAAU
Molecule: messenger RNA, 1517 nt
Organism: Morus notabilis
Lineage: Eukaryota; Viridiplantae; Streptophyta; Magnoliopsida; Rosales; Moraceae
Product: 6,7-dimethyl-8-ribityllumazine synthase, chloroplastic
Exons: 9
Coding region: 292-993 (233 amino acids)
Biological process (GO): riboflavin biosynthetic process
Cellular component (GO): intracellular anatomical structure; riboflavin synthase complex
Molecular function (GO): 6,7-dimethyl-8-ribityllumazine synthase activity
Source: RefSeq, a predicted model, not a curated record